CUUAUCUUAAAUUUUGCUUCUCCUCCAAUAGUAUUUGUUUCCGUUUUCCUUAUUUCUUCUUUCGUUAUUCUUUACUCUUCCUUCCUCUUCGUUUUGGCCGAUCCAACCUUUUCCUCUACUGAGUAUCACCGCCUUUCUUCUCCAAUCUGUUUCUUCACAGACUCAAAUAUUUCCCGAAUGGACACUUCCUCUACGGUUAUACUAUUUCAUCUCUAUUUGUCUGCGUUUUCUAUGUUUCAUGCUUUUACGUUUUUGUUCACUGAAUGUGAUUUUCAUUUUAAGGUUGUUUGAUGUUGGGUUUGGGUUAUUGGUUGGGUCUUUCUUCGAAAUUUUGUGUGUGGGUUUUUGGUAAUCGAUAUCCCGAGUUGACUUGAAAGUUCUGAAUAUCAUCGUCGCUCAGACAGGUAUUCAAACCGCACCAGUUGAAUCACCGUUUUUCUCUUCCAAUCACAGAUUACCACAGCCUCCAUCUACUGUGUUCUUUGAGAGUAUAUCAUAUUCUCAUAUACUCUCAUUUCCGGCCAUUCUCAAAGCUUCAUAAUUUUUUCUCCGAUCAUCUCACAACCACCACCACCACCACCCUUGACGCCGCCUUUUCACCACCUCCGUCUUUCAGAGCCAUGAGCGCCGGCGGUCGGUCCGUAGUUCCAACGAAGUGUGGAAGUGACGGACUCCACCCCGAUUUGAUCAUUGUUUCUCACAGGUGGAGAAGGAGACGAACCUGACGCCAGACCUCCGACUUUGACUGCUUCCUUUGAUGGAUUGAGGCGAUGAUGAAUUUUAUUUGCGAAAAAAGUUGGGGUAUCGAGCACCGGGUGAAAUUCGGGUCGGUAUUUUGGCAGGGCAAGUCGGAAGGCAUAUUGACUCCGUCUUUACUUUAUGUCCAGUUUCGUGCGUCUUCUUCAACCAUAGCACCGCCAUCUUUUCGUCUCCUUCGAUGCUUGCCUGGUCUAUUCCUACAAUAGUGAACUGACUUGUGAAUAGUACCGUUCUUCCAUCUUUUGUGUUUUCACUGCGAUUCAAAGUCAGAUAAGGAGAUUGAAGGCAAGCAAGCUUUUGCAAUCAAUCGACAAGUACAACUAAUCGAAGGCUCCGUCAUGCAUAAAUCGACCAAUAUUUAUGUGCUGUAAUUUUCGGUUCUUAUCAUCUUCGAAGAACAAUAACUCUGACCACAAACAAGUACCCAGGAACUUGAUUAAGGAGCCUCAAGUGGCCUUGGGACUGAAACUUCAGUUCAAGAGUUCUUGCAUUUUGUUUGGGAAGUGGAAAGACUCAACAAGGUUACUACUUUUGGAUGAGAAACAUGGCUAUAAGGCGUUCGAUGAAAUGCCUGAUCCGAUUAAGGUAUUAAUUCCAGGGUUUAAUCACAAAGGAGAGAGGUUGUAUUGA
This is a messenger RNA of Lactuca virosa, 1389 nucleotides long. The record is from the annotation of a GenBank genome assembly. NCBI's taxonomy places the organism in Eukaryota, Viridiplantae, Streptophyta, Magnoliopsida, Asterales, Asteraceae.